CAAACGUCAAAAUAAAGGACUUCAAAAGACCUUUCAAGUAAACUGUUACACGAUACCCCUACUAACUUAUGCUUAGUCCAUUUUCAUCCUUACUACAGACUGAGAUUUUGGAGGCAAACAAAUUGUAGGCUUUCUCCUUCUACCUAGUGAAUUUGUUGGUUGGUUCCGACAAAAAGUGUCAUAACAAUCAUCAUCGCGAUCGUUGAAGAGAUCUUUGAAGAUGUCCCAUUCGAAUUCUCAAUCCGGCUCAUCGGGCAGCUCGCCAAACCAACAACCGUUCUUCCAAGAACACUUUGAGCAAGAACACAAUUUAUUCAGAAGCGGGACAGUCAGGAGAGCAGGUAGCAAUGACAAGAAGGAAAAGGAUGAGAAGCUGCCCAAACUGGUGACGAACGGAACAGACGAAAUUGUGAUGCACAACAGGGGUGAAAGAUAUAGCAGUCCGGAGAUUAUGAUGGGGAACAGAUAUAGGAAGUCAUUGGAUAGCUGCUUUAGGCACAGCUUAGAGUCUAUAUCAGAAUACAAAGCCAAACACACAUUCAUCCCAUACUAUGGCACGAAUAAUACGAGUCAAGACAUCAGCUCGUCUUUAGAAUCAUUAUCUCCGGAGCAACUGGAUUAUGCAACUUUGAGUUCAAAUUCUAACACAGAUACGAGAGAAAAUAGCUCUAAGACAAUUCCUAGUCCACCAACUGACGAACCUAGUUACUAUAGGUAUUCAUUUGAGUAUAGAGACAGCCUAACGUCCAGUGGAGGAACCAAUGGCACUCCUCGAGGUAGUAUUCCGUCAUCAAGCAGGUCCAGGAGUAGCCGUAGUUCCGCCAGGGGUAGCCUGCCUUCUAGUGGGAUAUCGGAGAGAGGUAGCAUACCUUCGGAUGGGACUCUGAGCAGGAGCAGUAUCCCAUCCAGCUAUCUACUUGACAGGCAAGGAAGUGCGGACAGUCAAUUUAGCAGUAGUGGAGAAGGAAAAGAUGAGAGUAAGACUAGGCAGGCGAGUUACCUCACGGUUGAAGAGCUAAAGCUCAACGAAAAUUUGAGGAUUCCCAGCCCAGCAACAAACUAUCUCUCUUGGAUUGAAAGUGUACAAGAAGAGUAUUUUGGAAAAGGAGCAACUAGGGUCACCGAAGUACCAGAUAUUGACAGUAGAGUUGGAGAAUGGAACAAUUUUUGGUUGAACUACAACAGCGGGAGGACCGAAUAUCUGUCGAGUACUUUCGAAAAUAAGGAAGAAAGAAAUCAUGACGACGGUCUGGAUAAGAAAAGUGCUGGCAGCCCACAUAGAGUAGAAUCAUUGGACAAAGGAAAUGAGGAGUAUGUCACAUUAUCUCUGGAAGAAAUACGUGAAACUUUGAAGUGUUGCAAGAAAAUUACAGACAUUCUGGAAAAUGUUCUUAUCCGUAAUGAUCGUGAAUUGGAUAAUAUUUAUAAUAUGGAAGGUUCCUUCAAUUCAGAGCCGGUACUGUCCCGACAGAGUUCUUCGGUUCGAGAGGAAAGCAAAGAGCUAUCAAAAGAAGAUCUCCGAAAAAUUCAUCGAGCUCGAUCUCAGUCAUACGUAACCCUCCAGCAACAAGGAUUUGGCAGAGAACGUUCACAGUCAUACGUGACUAUUCAACACCAGGACGUAGGAAGAGAACGGUCCCACUCAUAUGCACCAACCUACAGUCAAAAUCAGCAAGGUCGUGAGAGGUCUCAGUCCUACAUAACCAACUACCAAGAAUGGAUAAGACAGACCAAAGAAGCCUUCAAGCCGGCCGCAGCUCAAUCUUCGAGCUCUAGUUGCAUCAAUGCAUUGCUGAACAACACUGGGCUACCAGAAAUGUUCAAGAGAGUACUCAACAAGACCAGAAAGGAAGACGAUCUCAGCACGAUGAACAGACAUAGUUUCUCGAACUGGGGAAAUAAAUGAUUCCUGUUUGUUAGAUAUUUCUACAAGAGCAAGUACCGCAUAUCGUCAGUUCAUUUUUGUAUGCGUAAUAAUAGCAGAUAAUCCGUAAUAUACAUAAAUCCAUUUCCGGACAUGCAUUUUUAUACAAACAUAUACGAUGAUUCACGACUCAGAUUUCUAAUAUUUUUAACCUUCUGUAAAUAAUAAUAAGGAUAUCGUAUCGUAUUUUCAUGUUCCUUGAAUAUACGUGAUUCUCACAAAAUUUCCUGAUCACAGGCUCACUGUUCCUAUUUGUACCUGACCAAAAACAGUUUAUCUUUACAACAGUCGUAUACAUUAUACAAAUCAAUGUAAUGAAACUUUAUCAACA
This is a messenger RNA of Acanthoscelides obtectus, 2255 nucleotides long. The record is from the annotation of a GenBank genome assembly. Lineage: Eukaryota; Metazoa; Arthropoda; Insecta; Coleoptera; Chrysomelidae.